This is a messenger RNA of Protobothrops mucrosquamatus (brown spotted pit viper), 3003 nucleotides long. It is a transcript of the gene ARHGAP44, whose product is annotated as Rho GTPase activating protein 44. Bases 1 to 2865 code for a protein of 954 amino acids. The transcript is spliced from 27 exons. Gene Ontology annotation, molecular function: protein binding; GTPase activator activity. Lineage: Eukaryota; Metazoa; Chordata; Lepidosauria; Squamata; Viperidae. Gene Ontology annotation, biological process: modification of dendritic spine; signal transduction; neurotransmitter receptor transport, endosome to postsynaptic membrane. The record is from RefSeq and is a predicted model, not a curated record. Gene Ontology annotation, cellular component: postsynaptic density; presynaptic active zone; intracellular anatomical structure.
AUGGUUUGUGAAGAGAAGGAAGACAACCAAGGGAAGCAGAACCGAAGCAAAGAUAUAGUCCAUCCACAGGGGCUUUGUGUCCCUGCCUUGUUCACCCCCUUCCCAGUCCUGUUUCUUCUCUACAUAGCUCUACUCUUCAGCACGGUUACAGCCCUGAUAAACAGUAUAAAGUUACUGAGUAACUGUGCAAAUGUUGAAAAGAUUCCACCCAUCUCACUCUCAGAGCAUCUCUAUGACAGAGAUGAAGUAAUAGGUGUGGUGGAAGGUGUAGGAACUUUGGGAGAGAGUGACCAUGUCAUAUUAGCCUUCACUAUAAUGCAGGCACAGGUGGCCAAAGUAUUUGAGCUCCAGCUUCAUAUUCAGCUUCCUUGUGGACCACUGCUUAAGUAUGAGUCAUCGGAUGUCGAUAAGGUUCUCAGUACUCCAGCCACUAAUGACUGUGACAUCAUCCUUGCUCUCAAGUUGGCUACAGUUAUAAAGCCAAAUAGGGCUGAGAAAACAGAAGUUCUGAAUGAAGAUCUUUUGCAGGUGGAGAAGCGGUUGGAGCUGGUGAAGCAGGUCUCCCACAGCACGCACAAGAAGCUGACGGCAUGUCUUCAGGGGCAGCAGGGAUCGGAUUCUGAUAAGCGCUCGAAGAAAUUGCCUUUGACGUCACUUGCUCAGUGCUUGAUGGAAGGUUCUGCUAUCCUAGGAGAUGACUCCCUGCUUGGGAAGAUGCUGAAAUUAUGUGGAGAAGCAGAGGACAAGCUAGCGCAAGAGCUCAUCCACUUUGAGUUGCAAGUUGAAAGGGAUGUGAUAGAGCCACUGUUUGUGUUGGCAGAGGUAGAAAUCCCAAAUAUUCAAAAACAGAGGAAGCACUUAGCAAAAUUAGUCCUGGACAUGGAUUCAUCCAAAACAAGAUGGCAACAGUCAGCCAAGUCUUCAGGUUUGUCAAGCAACUUGCAGCCUUCGGGUGCCAAAGCGGAUGCUCUCAGGGAAGAGAUGGAGGAGGCAGCAAACAGAGUGGAGAUUUGCAGGGAUCAGCUCUCAGCUGACAUGUACAAUUUUGUGGCCAAAGAGAUAGACUAUGCAAACUAUUUUCAAACUUUAAUAGAAGUGCAAGCAGAAUACCACAGAAAGUCAUUAGCACUUUUGCAGAAUGUGUUGCCUCAAAUCAAAGCACAGCAGGAAGCUUGGAUUGAAAAGCCCUCCUUUGGGAAGCCCUUAGAGGAACAUCUCGCUGUCAGUGGCCGGGAGAUUGCCUUCCCUAUUGAGGCCUGUGUCACUAUGCUUCUUGAAUGUGGCAUGCAGGAGGAGGGUCUGUUCCGAGUGGCCCCCUCUGCUUCCAAAUUAAAGAAGCUUAAGGCAGCGUUAGACUGCUGUGUUGUGGAUGUUCAGGAAUAUUCAGCAGACCCCCAUGCCAUUGCAGGGGCACUGAAGUCCUAUCUUCGAGAGUUGCCAGAACCCCUCAUGACCUUUGAACUUUAUGAAGAAUGGAUCCAAGCCUCUAACAUUCAGGACCAAGACAAGAGAUUGCAAGCACUAUGGAAUGCCCUUGAGAAAUUGCCUAAGGCCAGCUACAAUAAUCUAAGGUACCUGAUCAAAUUCCUUGCAAACUUAACUGAGUACCAAGAUGCAAACAAAAUGACACCAAGCAACAUAGCCAUUGUGCUGGGGCCAAAUCUCCUCUGGCCUCAGACAGAAGGAAACAUCACAGAGAUGAUGGCAACAGUCUCUCUACAGAUAGUUGCAAUUAUUGAACCCCUUAUCCAGCAUGCUGAUUGGUUCUUUCCGGGAGACAUUGAAUUCAACUUGACUGGGAACUAUGGAAGCCCUGUGCAUGUGAACCACAAUGCAAACUACAAUUCUAUGCCAUCACCCGAUAUGGACCACGCCGACCACAAGCACUCAGAUCAGACCCGACGACCACUCAGUGUGGCCACGGACAACAUGAUGCUUGAGUUCUACAAGAAGGAUGGCCUUAGGAAAAUCCAAAGCAUGGGCGUCCGGGUGAUGGACACCUCUUGGGUGGCUCGCAGAGGCCCCUCCAUAGUUCGUAAGGCAUCCUCCACCCCUCCUGCCAUGCAGCCCCCUGCUCCGCCUUGUGAACUUGCUGCUACUCCUCAGUCACCAAUUCCUGAGCAAUCUCUUGACAUUUCAGCUACUCCCUCCCUUACUCCAACUAGCUUCGGGUUCCCACCAGGGGUUGAGCGAGCAAGCACUCUGAAAACUAAGGAACUCUCUCUAGUGUCUGGGCAGAAAGGGAGCCCGGCUUGCAGCCACACAACACCAGGUGGUGGGACUGCACAACAGCCCCCAGCUGCACCGCAGCUAUCCACAGAACAAAGUCCACACACACUGAGGAAAGUUUCAAAGAAGCUGACCCCACUCCCUGCCAAGGGUCCUUAUGGCCAGUCUGGUGGUAUGUCUGAUCCAUCGACAGGGCAGCCAUCUCCGGCCAGCCUUUCUCCCACUCCACCCAGCACUCCAUCGCCCUAUGGACUGAGUUACCCACCAGGCUACUCCUUGAGUUCAGGCCCUCUUUCCCCAGCGGCAGCUCCUUCCCUGUCUUCUCCUCCUUCCCUAACAAGCACUUUAACCAAAUCUCGGCCCGCCCCCAAGCCACGACAGAGGCCUACACUGCCACCUCCACAGCCUCCCACAUCCAGUGCAUCUGGCUCCAGUCCACAGUCCACAGAGCACACCCUCCUAGACGACAUCUCUCCCGGAGAGAGCAUGUCCACAGAUCUGGCCCAUCUUGAUAUCCCUUCCAUCCAUGUAGAGGUUGAUGCCACACUUCACUUGGAUCCCUCGGGUCAAGUCCAGAGACAUCCGGUACCAGGAAAAAUCAGCUCAGAGGAGGAUUCAGAAAGCACCGCCCUAUGACAUGAAGAUCCCUCUUACUUCUCUAGAGUGCUUUCUUGUACAUAUCGGUGCCCCACAUGAACAUUGCUGGAGGAGGCAUAUCCAGAGACCUUGUCAAGGGAUGUCUCUUCUGGAGUUUCACUUGCCAGCCACUUGUGC